AGUGAUAGUCUCUUUUGAUUUAAACUUACUUCUUGCUUGAGUUUACUGCUAAAACUUUGGUAUGGGAUUUUUAGAUUGAUUUUCAUUGUAACAUCAGAUCCAAUCUGUUUGAGAUCGGUCUGAUUUUCUUUCCUGGGGAAAUAUAAAUAUUUUCAUAUCUUCCCUGAACUUUGUUAGGAUGUCAACUUGUUAUAUGAUCAGAAGGCUGUGAAAAUCAACAAAUCAAGUUGCAAUUGCAGUUUGUGAUCAUUUAACGGAAAAAGUGGAAGUUAGUUGUUGAGCUUUUACGUUUGUGGUUGAGAGUCUUGACAGAGGCUCUAGCAAAAUUUUAGUUUCUUUGGGCCUAACUUUCUGAAAUGAUGUUAACGUUUGAUGAGAUUGGUCUUUGUGGAGAUAUGAGUUUUUUCUCUGCUCCUAUGGGGGAGUCAGACAUGGUCCCUGCACAAACUGAACCUGAGGCAACUGUGGAGGAUGAUUAUACUGAUGAAGAGAUUGAUGUUGAUGAGCUUGAAAAGAGAAUGUGGAAGGACAAAAUGCGUCUCAAAAGGCUUAAAGAACAAACCAAAGGUAAGGAGGGAAUUGAUAUAGCUAAGCAGCGUCAGUCCCAAGAGCAGGCAAGGAGGAAGAAGAUGUCUAGGGCUCAAGAUGGGAUCUUGAAAUACAUGUUGAAGAUGAUGGAAGUUUGUAAAGCUCAAGGUUUUGUUUAUGGGAUUAUUCCUGAGAAGGGAAAGCCUGUGACUGGAGCAUCUGACAAUCUUCGAGAGUGGUGGAAGGAUAAGGUCAGGUUUGACCGUAAUGGUCCAGCUGCUAUAGCCAAGUACCAAGCCGAUAAUUCAAUCCCUGGCAAGAAUGAGGGCUGUAAUUCAAUUGGUCCAACCCCUCACACCUUGCAAGAGCUUCAAGACACCACCCUUGGUUCACUGUUGUCAGCACUGAUGCAACACUGUGAUCCUCCUCAGAGGCGAUUUCCAUUGGAGAAAGGUGUUUCCCCACCGUGGUGGCCCACCGGAAAUGAGGAAUGGUGGCCUCAAUUGGGUUUGCCAAAGGAUCAAGGCCCCCCACCUUACAAGAAGCCUCAUGACCUGAAGAAGGCUUGGAAAGUGGGUGUUCUAACAGCUGUGAUUAAGCAUAUGUCCCCAGAUAUUGCCAAGAUUCGCAAGCUUGUGAGGCAAUCUAAGUGCUUGCAGGACAAAAUGACAGCCAAGGAGAGUGCCACAUGGCUUGCUAUCAUCAACCAGGAGGAGACCUUGGCUCGAGAGCUUUAUCCUGAAUCAUGCCCCCCUUUGUCUUCUGCUGGGGGAAGCGGGUCUUUAGUGAUCAAUGAUGGCAAUGAGUAUGAUGUUGAUGGGGCUGAAGAUGAACCAAACUUUGAUGUUCAAGAGCGUAAGCCUGAGAGUCUUAUAUCUUCUAAUUUGGGGAUGGACAGAAUGAAGGAAGGGCUUCCAGUUCGGCAACUGUCUUAUCCAAUUAAGGGAGAAGUCAUUACAAACUUUGAUUUUGUUCGGAAAAGGAAGCCAUCCACUGAAAUUAGCAUGGCAAUUGAGCACCAGGUCUAUACAUGCGAAUACUUUCGGUGUCCUUACAGUGAAGCCCGCCUGGGCUAUCAUGACAGGACUUCCAGGGACAAUCACCAAUUGACAUGCCCAUACAGAAACAAUUCUUCAGAAUUUGGAGGGUCCAACUUUCACGUGAAUGAAGUAAAACCUGUUAUCUUUCCUCAAACAUUUGGACAAUCAAAGCCAACUGGUCCAUUGUAUUCAGUGCAGCCUUCCUUCGACAUAUCAGGACUUGGAGUUCCAGAAGAUGGGCAAAAACUGAUAACUGAGCUGAUGUCAAUCUAUGAUAACGAUAUCCAAGGCAAUAGGAAUAUUACUCCUAUUAAAAAUACUGCAAUGGCAGAAAGUCAAAAUUCUCUUCAACAAAAAGUUCAGCAUCAACAGGACGACUACUUUCAUGGACAAGCAGCAGCGUUGGAUGGGAACUUGUUUGAAGGAUCCAACAUGACUGAUAAACAUCAGAUGUUUCCUCUGGAGGAAGGUCAAUUUGACAGGUUUAAGAUGACAAGUUCUCCAUUUGAGACCAACCACAACAACAAUAGUUUCCCAUUAAUGUUUGGUUCGCCAUUUGAUUUAGGAUCGUUUGAUUAUAAAGAGGAUCUACAAGCAGUAGGAAUGGAUAGCCUACCAAAGCAGGAUACCUCAAUCUGGUUCUAAUUGUAUUGCAAACUUCUCAACAACAUGGCUUCCCUUAAGUUGAGAUCUCUCUCACUCUCUGUUGAGCUCGAGGAGCAGACAUUGUUGAAUUAGUCAGUCUUUGCGGAGUGGAUUCUACACCCCUUUGGUGUUGUUUAUGAUGUGUUGAAAACUUGAUUUGUCCAAAAGGUGUUUGUAGUUGUAUUAUUUUGUUUGUAGCAUUUGAAAUUAGGAAGUGAGCAGGGCUGAUACGAGGUUAAUAAAAGGAUUAGAAGGGUUCCCAACCCGUAGAAAAACCCUGCUUUAAUUAUAUGUAUGAAAUGUCAAAUAAAUAAGAUAGUAUUAAUCUCCAUUUCCCAUUA
Messenger RNA from Mangifera indica (mango), 2554 nucleotides. Its product is annotated as protein ETHYLENE INSENSITIVE 3-like. Gene Ontology annotation, molecular function: DNA binding; DNA-binding transcription factor activity. The coding region runs from base 357 to 2213 and encodes 618 amino acids. The record is from RefSeq and is a predicted model, not a curated record. Gene Ontology annotation, cellular component: nucleus. NCBI's taxonomy places the organism in Eukaryota, Viridiplantae, Streptophyta, Magnoliopsida, Sapindales, Anacardiaceae. The transcript is spliced from 2 exons.